UCUAGUAGGUAAUGCACUUGUUUACUUUCAUACCUUUUUUCAUCAUCCUUAUUGAAAUUGCACAUCUUAUUUAAUGAAGUCUACAUACAUUCUCUUUCUAAUGAUAUAUAUAUGCAUUAAGUUUUAUACAAAUUUCCCCACUUAAACCCAUUGGAAUAAUAAGUAUAGCAAAAACAUUAUUGCAAACAAUUAAAGUACAAAUUAAAAGAUGGAAUGGAGAAAAUGUUAUUUAGAUUUGGUGUUAGUUCCUUCAGGUUUGUUGAUUAUUACAGUAUAUCAUGUAUGGCUUUUGCACAAGGUUCGUACCCAACCUUUCUCCACCAUCAUUGGUAUUAAUUCUAAUGCAAGGCGAUAUUGGGUUAAUUCUAUAAUGAAGGACAAUGAGAAGAAGAAUAUCCUAGCCGUCCAAACAAUAAGAAACACAAUCAUGGGAUCAACCCUAAUGGCCACAACCUCCAUCCUUCUUUGUUCUGGUUUAGCAGCCAUACUAAGCAGCACAUACAGCAUCAAAAAGCCUCUAAACGACGCCGUUUAUGGCGGCCAUGGGGAGUUCAUGAUGGCCCUAAAAUACGUGCUACUACUCCUCAUAUUUCUAUUCUCCUUUGUUUGCCAUUCUUUAUCAAUCAGAUUCAUAAACCAAGUGAAUUUCUUAAUAAACACCCCACAGCAAGAUCUGGUUCUUGCUAAGAUAUCACCUUCUUAUGUUUGUGAGUUAUUGGAAAAAGGGUUUAUUUUGAAUAGUGUAGGAAAUAGGCUUUUUUAUGGUGCUCUUCCACUUUUACUUUGGAUUUUUGGACCUGUUCUUGUUUUUAUUUGUUGUGUUGUUUUAGUUCCUGUGCUUUAUAGUCUUGAUCUUGUCUUUCAUUUUGAUCAUUUUCGCAAAGGGGAUAAUGAGGUCUCUAAUGGGGAUUUCUUGUCUGUUCCUUGAUCAUAAGCGCAGAGGCGGAGUAAAAAUUGAUAAACUUUUAAAGGUCCUGUGCAAUUUCAAAAAUUGUAAUAUUUUUCUAGCAAUUUUGUAUCUUUACAUACUUAUAAUGUGUUACAUAAUUUAAUAUUGAGGCCCCAUGAUUUUUAGGGGCCAUGUACGGUCGAAUAUGUUGAACAUACUUAUAACCUUCCAUGUAUUUGGAAUUUUGAUUUGUAGUUUUAAUUUGUACGUACUUUUGAUCUAUAUUUGGAAAUGAUAAUCAGAUU
Messenger RNA from Amaranthus tricolor (Joseph's coat), 1194 nucleotides. RefSeq lists its product as uncharacterized. The record is from RefSeq and is a predicted model, not a curated record. NCBI's taxonomy places the organism in Eukaryota, Viridiplantae, Streptophyta, Magnoliopsida, Caryophyllales, Amaranthaceae. The transcript is spliced from 2 exons. The coding region runs from base 209 to 928 and encodes 239 amino acids.